This is a messenger RNA of Drosophila ficusphila, 1008 nucleotides long. Its product is annotated as borealin. Gene Ontology annotation, biological process: mitotic sister chromatid segregation. Gene Ontology annotation, cellular component: chromosome passenger complex; spindle midzone; chromosome, centromeric region. Bases 135 to 788 code for a protein of 217 amino acids. The transcript is spliced from 2 exons. The record is from RefSeq and is a predicted model, not a curated record. NCBI's taxonomy places the organism in Eukaryota, Metazoa, Arthropoda, Insecta, Diptera, Drosophilidae.
UUUCUGUGUUGUUUUUUUUAUUUAUAAAUAUAAAAAAGGUGUUUCUUAUUGCUUUCAUCCAAGAUACCUGGGAGUUUGUUGAAAUUGUAUCACAGAUACAAUUGGAGCUGACAAUUAUUAAUAUAAAUAGAAAUAUGCCCCGAACGAGGAUAGCUCUUCGUCAGGCUCAGCGGCAGAAGGCUGAACGCGAAGAGAAACUACGCCAGGCCCAAAUCAAGAUGGAUUCCGCUCUGGAGCAGAUCGAUGAGAUGGCCAAGCGGUACAAGCAGGAGGUGGACAACCAGCUUAAGUUGAUCCGUGGAAGCACCGACAAGCAGCUGCUGCAAAUGAAACUGUCCGAAUUCGCAGCUUUAAAAAUUAAGAGUUUCGCUGACCAUAAAUGGACAGUUCCCAAGCCGCCAUCAUCUCGCAGUCUUUCAAUCAGCCACCAGCGCGGACGAACCCAGACUCCCAAGAAUUCGCAACUGCCUCGUCUGCAGGUUCAAUCGGUGGACAGGGCACUUCGAGGCGACACCAUGAGCUUUGUGCGAUGGCCAAGAGUCGGGGAACUGGUCCUCUCGAAGGCUGGAAGCCCGCUGGCCGUUCAAAUGCAACCGGAUCGAUGUGCCGACGUUCACAUUCCCACGAAAAGGGGUGUGAUUACAGUAAAGCCCCACAAGAUCAACACUGUGAAGCGGGAAGUACUGAUGCAAUUGGAUGAAAACACCCUCAAUCAAGUGAAGACUCUGAAUGCCAAUCUCGGACUUAUAGUCGAUAUGGCCACCAAGCUGGGCAGACUAAACCCUUAAAAACAACACCAACAAAAAAAAAAAGAUUAAGGGCCUUCAAAAUUAUUACGCUUAUUUCGUUAAUAUUUUAUUUAGUCUUUUUCAUUUUCUCAUUUUCAAUGUUUUUGUUCAGUUGUUAAACAUUAAGUGAACGUGUCUGUUGUUCUUGUUGCUGUUUUGCUGCAGUUUGCUUGCUUUUUGUUGUAUAAUUAAUUAAUAAAUUUAAUUACCUUUAUGUAUA